Messenger RNA from Cuscuta campestris, 2017 nucleotides. The record is from the annotation of a GenBank genome assembly. Lineage: Eukaryota; Viridiplantae; Streptophyta; Magnoliopsida; Solanales; Convolvulaceae.
CACGUUCUGAGGCGUUUAUAGUCAAUAAGAGCUCAAAUUAAUCAAAGCUCUCAUUUCCCUCAGUCAAAAUUCAGCUCCGCCGUCUUCUGUUCUCUCUGUUCCUUCUGUCAGCUCCGCCAUGGCUUCACCUCUUGAAGAAGGUGGGAUAGACUUGGAGAAGCAUUUAUUCAGUCCAAGAGCCAGCAGCCAGAACCAUCAUCCUUUGGCUGACCCCUCGCCGGCCCCAUCUCCUUCAACAAGAACACCAGCUCUCGUGUUUUCCAACUCCGGGAAGAGAAUAGACCAAACGGGGAAAAAGAAAUAUGUGAAGCAAGUGACGGGAAGGUACAACGACACUUCACUUCACUUGGCAGCUCAAGACGGCGACCUUGCCGCGGUGAAGCGAAUACUUGAUGACAUCGAUUCCCAAACGAUGGGCUCGCUGAGUGGAGCUGAGUUUGACAAUGAGGUUGCGAAGAUCAGAUCGUUCGUAGUGAAUGAGGUGAAUGAGUUGGGAGAGACGGCAUUGUUCACUGCAGCUGAGAGGGGGAAUCUUGAGGUGGUGAAGGAGUUGUUGAAGUAUUCUAAUCAAGAAACUCUUACUAAGAAGAAUAGAUCCCUGCUUGAUCCUCUCCAUGUUGCUGCAAGCCAGGGACACCAUGCUGUCGUGCAAGUGUUACUGGACCAUGAUCCCGAACUGAGUAAAACCGUGGGCCCCUCAAACGCGACUCCUCUCAUAACAGCAGCAUCAAGAGGGCACACUUCGGUGGUCAACGAAUUGCUUGCCAAGGAUUGCACCUUGGUUGAGAUUUUCAGGUCGAAUGGGAAGAACGCAUUGCAUUUAGCUGCGAGACAUGGACACUUGGACAUUGUCAAGGCCUUGCUCGGAAAAGACCCACAGUUGGCGCGUAGGACAGAUAAGAAAGGGCAGACAGCACUUCAUAUGGCCGUGAAAGGCGUCAACUGUGACGUGGUGAAGCUGCUGCUUGACGUUGAUGCUGCCAUUGUUAUGCUGCCUGAUAAAAACGGAAAUACGGCUUUACAUGUGGCCACAAGGAAAAAACGCGUCGAGAUAGUGAAUGAGUUGCUUCAGUUGCCUGACAUGAAUGCCAAUGCACUAACCAGAGAUCAUAAAACAGCACUUGACAUUGCAGAAGCUCUUCCCCUGUCUGAAGACUCCUCUGAAAUAAAGGAAUGCCUGCGUCGCUUCGGUGCUCUACGUGCCAAUGAUCUGAACCAACCAAGAGACGAACUAAGGAAAUCCGUGGCACAAAUCAAGAACGACAUCCACACGCAACUCGAACAGGCCAAGAGGACGGACAAGAACGUGUACGGGAUCGCCAAGGAGAUCCGGAAGCUCCACCGCGAGGGGAUCAACAACGCCACCAACUCCGUCACCGUGGUGGCCGUGCUCUUCGCGACGGUCGCCUUCGCCGCCAUCUUCACCGUCCCCGGCGGGGACCGCGACAACGGGGUGGCGGUGGUGGUGGGCCACGCGUCUUUCAAGAUCUUCUUCGUCUUCAACGCCGUCGCGCUCUUCACGUCCCUCGCAGUGGUCGUGGUCCAGAUCACGCUGGUGAGGGGCGAGACGAAGGCGGAGAAGAGGGUGGUGAAGGUGAUCAACAAGCUGAUGUGGUUGGCCUCGGUGUGCACCUCGGUGGCGUUCAUGGCGUCGUCGUACAUUGUCGUGGGACGGAAGCACGAGUGGGCCGCGGUUUUGGUCACACUUGUGGGAGGGAUCAUAAUGGUUGGGGUGCUAGGAACCAUGACUUUCUAUGUGCUCAAGUCAAGGAGAGCACACUCCAUGAAGAAAAGGGUGAAGCAGAGUCUCUCCCACUCAUGGCAUCACUCUGACAUCUCUGACACUGAUAUGGAGAAGAUUUAUGCUCUUUGAGGUGUAAAUGGGUAUUUUCGUCCAUCGAUUUAUUCAAGAAUGUAUAAAUGAGAUAUAAAUAUGAUAAAUAUUAUGAACAUGUCACACAUUAAUGUUUCCGUGGAAACAUAAAGAAAUCCAUUUAAAUAAGACUAAUUUAGAUAU